Messenger RNA from Bacidia gigantensis, 249 nucleotides. RefSeq names its product 60S ribosomal protein L38 (gene RPL38). Gene Ontology annotation, biological process: translation; protein-RNA complex assembly. Bases 1 to 249 code for a protein of 82 amino acids. The transcript has 3 exons. Gene Ontology annotation, cellular component: ribosome; cytosolic large ribosomal subunit. Gene Ontology annotation, molecular function: structural constituent of ribosome. NCBI's taxonomy places the organism in Eukaryota, Fungi, Ascomycota, Lecanoromycetes, Lecanorales, Ramalinaceae. The record is from RefSeq and is a predicted model, not a curated record.
AUGCCUCGCGAAGUUUCGGACAUCAAGCAAUUCCUCGAGAUCUGUCGGCGUAAAGAUGCUUCGUCUGGCCGCAUAAAACGCAACAAGGCUACGAAUCAGAUCAAGUUCAAAGUCCGAUGCCAUCGAUUUCUCUACACACUUGUCCUUAAGGACUCGGAAAAGGCAGAUAAGCUGAAGCAGAGUUUACCGCCUGGGUUGACGAUGGGGGAUGUGCCGAAGAAGAAUAAGAAGGGGAAAAGAGAGGCGUAG